Molecule: messenger RNA, 3819 nt
Organism: Dufourea novaeangliae
Lineage: Eukaryota; Metazoa; Arthropoda; Insecta; Hymenoptera; Halictidae
Gene: fid
Exons: 8
Coding region: 1-3819 (1272 amino acids)
Biological process (GO): tRNA wobble uridine modification
Cellular component (GO): nucleus; cytoplasm
Molecular function (GO): tRNA binding; S-adenosylmethionine-dependent methyltransferase activity
Source: RefSeq, a predicted model, not a curated record
AUGUCUGAAAGCGAGGGAGAGCACGUGGCUCGGUCGGUGGCACUGGAGCAAGCCUACGUACACGAGGUUUACGAGCAAUGCGCCGAGAAGUCUGUCCAAAGUAGACACUGGCCACGGAUUUAUCAGUUUCUCGAGGAGCUAGAACCGGGAGCUCUCGUUUGCGACAUUGGCUGCGGCAACGGGAAGUACCUCAGCGUUAAUCACAGCAUCUUUAAGGUGGGAGUGGACCGGUGCAAGCGUUUCACGGAUAUCGCGCGUGAGAAGGAGAAUGAGGUACUGGUCUGCGACAACUUGGCCCUGCCGUUUCGCGAUGAGAGCUUCGACGCAGUUCUCUCGAUCGCGGUGGUGCACCAUUUCGCCACAACGGAGAGGCGAGUCCACGCGUUGAAGGAACUUGCGCGGGUGCUCCGAAUCGGCGGUCGAUUAGUCAUAUCCGUAUGGGCUAUGGAACAAAGACAUAGGAAGUUCCAGUCUCAAGACGUCUUGGUGCCGUGGCCUAAAGCCUACUGCGCGAAUUCGACGGGCAGAUCGAAAUACUCGGGCACGUUGAAUGUGAACGACAUACACUGCGCUCAAAACGCUCAAAAAUUUACAUCGAGCCGGAACAGCCAACGAAAAUGCAAGAGCAAAGGCUAUUGGAUCGACCCAAUAUUCAGUCCAUCACCGUCGACAAGCAGUCUCUCCAGCCCGAACGAGACCUGCUACAGCUUUUUCCGUCGCGCGUUGCAGAAACUAGCCGGUGGUAGACGUGGAUCCGGAAGUCGGCCUUGGUUCCUUGAAAGUUGGCAGAACGGCGGUGGAAAAAAUCGAAAGGACUACGAGCACGACGAGCCGCCAGAUGUCGACGAGCUGCCUAUCGAGUUGCGUCGCGUGGAGGACGUGAACGUGACCUUGACCAAACAGCCGGAUUCGUUGAGCAUAAAGUCGAAGAGCCUCGGGGAUAUUUUGGAGAUCCAACGAUUGGAUUUGGUCAGAUCCAGGUCCAGCAUCCCCGGUCUGUCUUCGAUGUUAACGUCUGAAUUGAAUUUGGACGGCGAGUCCAGGACAUCUUCGUCGUUGAGCGGUUCGAAGCCUCGGCUGAUCAAGCAGAAGACUCACCUCGAGGACGUCGGUUUGGAAAAUCCUGAUAACACUGCCAUUCGUGACCUAAACAAGGACGUUCCAGACUUGCAGGUAAAACCCAGUCACUCUUCGAAGCGAGGAAGUAUCAUGAAGCAAAGCUCGAUGAACGAGGAGCUGAUGUCCGCGGAGCGACUAGAAGAGAAAGAACGUGUACGCCGGAACAUAAUGAAACAAGCUUCUCUGAACGAGGACUUGAUGUACAAAGGAAACACGUUCGAAGCUCUUCGGGAGUCUCUCUAUUCGGGCAACGCGACAAGACGAUUUCAGCUCCUUAAAAGUGGCCUUACGAACAAGAUCAAGCAGUCGACAAACAUCGAGGUAUCAGGGAUAUCAAUCAAGAAUGGUUUCGUGAAGAUCCUGCAAGGCUGGAAGUCGAGCGACAGUGAGACGACUUCGGCGUCCGGUGCACAGGACGAAUCCAGAACGAAAGCCAACGAUAAAAUUCAAUCGGUUACUGCGAAGAAAGAAGUGGAAGGGGUUGAAAGACGUCUGUCUAGAGAAGAUGGCUCAGACUCGUCUAAGGACAGCAGUCUGCAGAGCGACACGAGCGUCGACUCCGAAGACAGUUUCGCGUCCGUGAUCUUCGUGCCAAAGCAGGACUUUCCACCUAUGGCCGACAUUUUACCACCUUCCACUUGCCAUCAGCUGGGCAGCACUUCAGCACCCCCUUCACCUCGUGUGAAACAUCCACCAGAUGUCUCCACCGCCAGACUCAAGCUCAUUUCCAUAUCCCCCCUGAUCAAACAAUUCCCAGCCACAAGCAAAUCUCUACCACCGCCUAGUCCACCUGGUUUGUCGCCUAGAACCUUGAAUCCAGUGUUCAACAGGCGCUUCUUCGGUUCCGCUCACACACAGCAACCCGUACGUGGCGAAGGUACACUUGGUCCAAAGACAUCGGACGUCUUCAGCAACAGGUAUCAGCCAGCAAACCCGGAUCCGCAAGCUACCAAACGGAACAGCGAGGUCGAAGUCCGCAGGAACAGCUUUUUCGAUAGCAAGAAGCCUUCUUUGCAGGCCAUACGCGCGUACAGGUCCAUGUCUGAGACUGUGGACGUGGAGGAACCAAAGACAGUAGAAGACACCGCUCCGUUGCUACCGACCACCGAGGAGAGCAGUGAAAUAUUGUCAAAAGACAAGGGUCUCGAGCCUAGCAAAGAAGACGAUAGCCGUAAGGCUAGGUUGAAUCAGAUAAAAGAAUUGUUAAAACAGAAACCAGGUUUCGCGACUAGGACGAAGCCAUCGUUUCCAUUGGUUAGGCGAGCUUCGACCACUGCUAGCGGUCGAUUCGAAGCUGUUACCAGGGUUUUGCCUCGGUUACUAUCGUUGGAAUUAUUCAAUCCUGAAACGGAUGAUCUUGAUAGCGAUUCUAGUGGAGUGUCGUCACCCGAGUCCGUAGGUUCGGUGAUCAGUGUGAUCUCGGAUGAAAGGUACGCGAAGAAGGACAACACCAAAUCCGAAGGCACGGAGUCUGAAGUCCUGGAUAGUUCAGCAGAGAAUGUUUCUGAUCCCAGCGACGCUACUAACGACGAAUCGUCCGGAUACGUCGCAGACUCGAAAGAAGAGGAAGCUAAAACGGCAACGGACUCGUCGCAGACAUCAAAGCUCUUCAAGGCAGCGGCCAACGUGGCCAGCUCUCUGGAGGACGCCAUGGAGACCGUGAUACAGAAAACGUACAAUCGAGUGAAUUCUCAGACACAAGGGGACACGGAAACGCCUGUCAACGAUGAGAACAAAACGAGAAACAAGUCCACCGUGAGCGAGAACUAUCAGCUACCGGAAGUGGAGGACACCUGGAGUGAGGAAUGUAGGAGGCACUUGAUAGACUUCACAGAGAGGCUCAGUGGGAAUCUAAUGCAACCUGACCAGUGUCGCCAGAGAUCCGAGGUCGAAGGGAAUAAAGUUGGUAGCCACCUGGCCGUGGACAAAAGUGGAGCUAAGGGUAAUCAAGAAUCUAUAGUGUCCUCCGAGGUCAUCCCGAAACCCACCAUGUCUUGUAAAUACAACGACCUGUCUAACACUAUCGCCUGGCUGAGUAAUUCGAACAAUGGUUUUCUCGAGAACACCGAGAAGGUGGUGGCUCAUACCACCGGAUCCGAGGACAAGAUGCAUCGGAGCACGUCCGAUGACAUCAUGGAUUUUGUAAUGGUGUCCAACACCGGAGAGUUCAUCAACGAGAAGGAGAGCUUAGAGAAGAAUCGUUCGAAGCCUUACGUAAGGUCAGCGAACUCCAUGGAGUCUAGUGACAUAGGCGAGUCUAUCGACAAUACCAUUAGCCUGAGCGACGGAAGCCAUGCGGAUUCGACCGGAAGACUUUGCAGUAGUAUGAUCUCCUUGCUGUCGAACAAUACGGAAUACCCGAAAUCGUAUGCUGAGAAACGGAGACUCCAGAUACAGAGACGAUCGGCCUCCGAAGAGACGCCACCUAGGUACCCUGAUAACAGUAAACGCAGCACCGAUUGCUUGGUCACCAGCACAGGGAGUAACGCCACUCUCAGUGCCUCAUCGUCACAGGAAUCCUUGCCGUCUGAUCGGGGCGGUGGCGCGAUCACUUACCAUCAGUACUAUCACGUGUUCAGGGAGGGUGAGCUGGACCAAUUGAUUAACAAAUACGUGGAGAACUUGCAUAUUAUCUCGUCUUAUUACGACCACGCGAGCUGGUGCAUCGUCGCGGAGAAGGUGCAGGUCUGGACUAUAUGA